AUGUCUUGGAAAAUUUCUUAUUUUAUGAUAGUCUUCCUCCUUUUUUCAAUCCCAUCCUCCAUAUCUCAAUCUCAGACCUUCAAACCUCAGGAGCAAGCUUUCAAAUUCCUUCAAAAUCUAAAGGAAGUCCACAAGGGCCAAACUGUCGUUGGCCUUGAUGAAGUGAAAAAAUUUCUCAUUAGAUUUGGAUAUUAUCCAAACUCUUAUGAUACCCGUCAUCUAAAUAAUUAUUUUGACGAUCAAUUAAAGUUUGCUCUUAAGAAAUAUCAAAAAUUUUUCCGUCUCAAUAUUACUGGAAGUCUCGGCUCUGAAACUAUACAAAAGAUGAUGAUUCCGCGAUGUGGAGUACCUGAUAUCACCGAUUUUACAUCCUUAAACCAGUCUAGAGACUCUAUCAUUGGUCCUCUUUAUGCAUUUCCAGCAGGUAUGCCAAAAUGGAACAAGUUCAAUCUCACUUAUGUGUUCCUCCCCAAUGUACCCAAUUCUAAAGAUGUGAGGGCUGCAUUUGCACAAGCUUUUGUAAAUUGGCAGAUUGGAUCCCCGUUCCGUUUCCACGAAGCAGCUGCUGGUGAAAUACAAGAUCUUCAUAUUGGCUUUUACACUGGUGAUCACGGAGAUGGCUCACCUUUUGAUGGACCUGGUAAUGUUUUGGCUCAUUCUUUCUAUCCAAGUGAUGGAAGGACGCAUUAUGAUGCUACUGAAAAUUGGAGUACUAAUCCUGCUAGUAACCAAGUGGACGUGGAAUCUGUUGCUGUUCAUGAAAUUGGUCACCUUUUGGGUCUUGCACAUAGCCAGGAUCCCAAGGCUGUUAUGUAUCCUACAAUUCAAUAUGGGGUUAUUAAAAGAGUUCUUAGUCCAGAUGAUGUUCAAGGCAUACAAACUCUAUACCCUAAACCCUAA
Manihot esculenta (cassava) is the source of this 900-nucleotide messenger RNA. Its product is annotated as metalloendoproteinase 2-MMP. NCBI's taxonomy places the organism in Eukaryota, Viridiplantae, Streptophyta, Magnoliopsida, Malpighiales, Euphorbiaceae. The record is from RefSeq and is a predicted model, not a curated record. Bases 1 to 900 code for a protein of 299 amino acids. Gene Ontology annotation, cellular component: extracellular matrix. The transcript has a single exon. Gene Ontology annotation, biological process: proteolysis; extracellular matrix organization; collagen catabolic process. Gene Ontology annotation, molecular function: metalloendopeptidase activity; zinc ion binding.